Molecule: messenger RNA, 3232 nt
Organism: Mizuhopecten yessoensis (Yesso scallop)
Lineage: Eukaryota; Metazoa; Mollusca; Bivalvia; Pectinida; Pectinidae
Exons: 9
Coding region: 164-1744 (526 amino acids)
Molecular function (GO): protein binding
Source: RefSeq, a predicted model, not a curated record
GCAGGGAAUCUUUGUUUAUGACAGGUAGGCUAAGUGUGUCAUGGUAUCAUGAUGUUGUAACACCGGAGCAGCCUAUACAAAAUUGAUGAUCUGUCACAUACACAAAGAGAGUACUUAGACCUGUAGGAGUGGCACACAGGUCCUAGGGUGUGUUUGUUACACAAUGGCAGGUGGGGUGUUUCAUGUGGAGUUUGGAAUCAAUGAGACCAACCUGACCCGAGCUCUGGAACAGGGAAAUUUUGUGACUGCAGAGAAAAUCAUCAGGGACACCAACAAUCCAUCCUACUUAGAUGAGGGUUGCUACCGCAGGACCCCCUUGUUUAUAUGUUUGUGUGGGAUGGAUGAAGAAGAAAAGAGAGUGCGCCCCAGAAACCUAUACCUUGCAAAGCUGAUGAUGGAGCAUGGUGCAAAUGUCAAUUUUAGAGUUCCCACCACAUAUUUUGGUUCUGAAUUUGAAAGUCCAGGCCUCAGUCCAUUGGAACUACUUACAGAUUUCUACAACGAACUAACAAAACAUCGUCACCACUACGGAAACGAGCCAUGGACAAUGUAUCACGGCGGCUGGGAUCCUCACAUAGAUGUGGUGGUAGGCCUCAAUAAACAGCACCUCACCGCCCUGGAGGAUGUCAUUGAACAUGUAGAGGACAUCAUGUUUGUAAUCCUCACCCAUGGUGGUGAUGCCAACAUCUCUGAUCUUUCAAAGCUGACUCCAUUACACAAAACGUCAAUAUUUAGCUAUGACAAUCGCCUGCUGAAACUGCUGGUGGAGAAUGGUGGUAACCUGAACGCCCUGGACACGGAGGGGAGUUCUCCCCUUCUGGCCAUGUGUGACAUCGCUGCCUCAGACAUGUACGACUAUCUGGAGGACUUGUCUCCCACCAGCGACGACACACUGGAGGAUACGAGCGCUAACCUCAGUGUCAAACACAACUUCCUCAACUUCAUGCUGUCACAAAAAGAUAUAGAGGUUGACAUAUCUAAUCGUCGUGGUCAGACGGCACUGUUUCACUGUGUCAUACGCGGGGACGUGGACGCCUGCUACAAGCUGCUGAAGGCUGGAGCAAGUCCCUCCAUCAGAGGUGUAGUGUGGGAAACACGCAAAAAGAAAAGAAAAUUGUCACCCAUCUUUGCAUCGUUCCUGUCCAUCCCCAUACAGCGGACACUGAGUUGGCAGAACAUGCAUCAUAAACUGGCCACUGCCCCUCACCAGUUUGGACACCUUGUAGACCUUGGUUUCUUCAACACAAAGGAAAUGGUGGAGGAAAUGACUUUUUAUAUCGAGCAUGAAUUCCCUGAGUUUUCUGAUCUAAAAUCAGUCAGUCAUAAACUUGUCAACUCGAUGUUUGGAAGGACGACAGCAACACUUCAGCAGCUUGCUGCUCGUAAGAUAUUUCACAGCUGUUUCCUUGAGGGAUCGUCAUCCCUUGGAAAACUGAUGCCAGCAGAGACUCUGAAGAACAGGUAUUCUAACGCCGAUCUGAAGCACUCAGAUGUUUAUGAUGAAUAUGUAACUCUUGGCCUCAACCAGGCUGUACUUCAGGCAUUGGUGAUGCGUUUAAACUUGCCACAAGACUCUCGGGUGAAUUUCAAAAUUGAGCUUUUACUCCACAGAAUGGCAAGUAAGUUCUCUACAUACAAGGUAUUACAGCCAGAGACAAUCUUCGGAGGGGAUGACAGUGACAACUCAAAUGAUAGCAACUCAGAGAGCCUGGACGAAGGCGACUCAGAUUUGGAGUACUGGUGAUCUAGGUCUCGGAUAUGUUUGAUAUAUGUAUGUUGUUUGAGGUCUCCAAUAUCUUUGAUAUAUAAGCUAUUAGGUAAAGGUUAUUUUAGUACCCCCACCUGCUCAUCAAGUGACAAUCGAUUUUAAAAUUAUGUACUUAAUGUCCAGUAAAACAUGCUUUGUAUUUUGAUGGUAAUUUAAUGGUAUUUUUUUUUUUUAAUAUAAAGUAGUUUUGACUAUUCCUGUAUUUCAUCUAGUUCAUUCCGACCAGUCAAUAGAUCAAAGACUAUUGCCUGGUUAGGGAGAACUAUUGCCCAUGCUGGGAAAUACAGCAGGUUGAUGAUGUUCUUUUUGAAUUAUCAUGGACACAAACGUUAUGUAAGACAUCAAUCGUAAAGUGGCAAACUAGAUCACCUUUAGGUCUGGUUUACAUUGUCAAUGAUUGUUCUGUUAUUACAUUGAGAAGUGGCGCUGAUAGCAACGUCAAAAUAUCAGAAUGCUUGAUAUCAUUACUUGAAUUUCAAGAAUAUGGAUGUGAUGUUUGCUUUAGGCUGUGAUAUAGAAUUGUCAAAAAAUCAUAUACAGAAUUGUCAAAAAUGAGGUUGUAAAACACUUACUUCAUGCGUGUGCAGGAAAAAAGUGUGAAAAUGGAGUAUUCUCCCCUUGGUGUUUGGACCAUGAAAAAGAAUGUUACCAUCAUUCUUAGGCACCAGGCAGUAUACCAGAUACUUUUGGUUGGGUUGGUCCAAACACUUUGUGGAGCAUUCAGAUUAUUGCCUGCACAAUUAUGAAAUAAAUGUAUGAUAAGCCAGGCACCACAGCAGCUAAUCGCAAAUUAAUUUAUACCAGCUGCUUUGGAUGUAUGUUGUUUCUAUACAAAAAAAUCAAACUUCUCUGGGCUUGAUCGCUAUGUUCUGCAUUACUUUGCAAAUUAAUUUUUCAACAUAUUGAGGCCUUGUCAUUUAUAGAGUUUAAAAUGUUCAUCACAAUAUUCCAUCCAAAAUCCUUUGUUACAUUCAUUUUACAAUGCAGUCGAAAUAUUUUGCUCUUGAGUGGAGAAAUAUCUAGCAGUUCUUUUAAAAUAUUACAUCAAAAUGACAUUUUUUCAGUGAUGGGAAGAACAAAAAAUACUUAACAGUAAAUAGAUGUUGUUGAUCAUGAACAAUUAUAUUUAUUGAAAUUGUGCUCAUAUGAGAAUAGCAAAAUGUGUCCAUUAUUCAAUGAUUAGCAAUGCAUCCUAUCCUUUAUUUUGUGCUGGGUGCUAUACAUAUCAAGUUUGUAUAUUAGUAUUACAAGGAUCUAGAUUUAGCUGUUAUUGCCCAAAUAAAGCAAAGUUACUGGAAACAAUGUCUUCAUUUGUAGCAUGUUGGGUGUUUGUUACAUUGUAAAUAUUCCUCGGUUGUGAAAACAUUGUUAGCUGCUAAACUAACAUUACUUAUUGAUCGUGUAGCUGUUUUACCUAUUGAUCGUGUAGCUGUUUUGCCUAUUGAUCUAGUAGCUGUUUUACCU